This is a messenger RNA of Bombus pascuorum, 1054 nucleotides long. RefSeq lists its product as uncharacterized. Gene Ontology annotation, biological process: double-strand break repair via homologous recombination. Gene Ontology annotation, molecular function: single-stranded DNA binding. Gene Ontology annotation, cellular component: Shu complex. Bases 292 to 942 code for a protein of 216 amino acids. NCBI's taxonomy places the organism in Eukaryota, Metazoa, Arthropoda, Insecta, Hymenoptera, Apidae. The transcript has 5 exons. The record is from RefSeq and is a predicted model, not a curated record.
AAGAGACUUCUUCUCUGGUUUUCACCGUGGUGUUGUAAAGAAAAAUUCACAAGGAUAUAAAGAUAUAGUGCGUGAGCGAGCUGAAAAGGCGAUAUAGGAAUAGGAAGAGAAUGCUGUAUAGAGAUCUAUUCGUGCAUAUUCGCUGCAUAUUCGUAUAGUAAAUAUAUUCGUUGCAAAUAUUUUCUAUAUUUGGGAUAGACCUAAUUACCGAAGGAAAGAAAGAAAUCAAUCGUAUCUCCGACUGCGAUAAUUAUAUAACCUACAUAUACAAUUGGAAGAUUGAAGCAAAGUAUGUUCUCUGUAAAGUCUAAUGUGAAAUCGACGUUGCUUUGUGGACCAGCAGAGUCGAGUCGAUCUUUUAUGUUUGAGGUAGCAAUUUACUGGGCCGAAGAAGGACGCCGCGUCGUUUACAUUACAACAACUCCGUUGGAGAGACUGCCGGCAGCCUGUCACGAUAGAAGUAAUCCAGCACCCGCGGCUUUCAAGCUGAUGAGAUUUAUGUACUUGGAGAACUAUGAGGCUCUCGCAAAGCUGCUCGUCCAGCUACACACCUUCGCCACUUUGCCUUCUGUGCUCUUGAUCGACGACUUCGACGCCUAUACCAGUAGCUAUAAAGAAAGCGAGGUGUUGCAAGAUGUACACACUGCCAGAACGUGUUCUUUGAUUCUCAACACGAUGAAUUCUUGCGCGCAAAUCCUGAAAACCAACGUACAUGUGUGCGCCUGGUCCUCCUCCGCGUUGCAAAACAUUAGCCUGUACACGAUAUACUUCACCAACAUUUGGAGUAUAACAGACGAAAAGGAGACUAAUACAAUAUCGCUGCAAAAAUACAUCCAGGAAGCUUCCACUGAAAAGUGUCCAACCUAUAAAUAUUGUAAACUCGAAGAUGGAACGAGAGUGUUGAAAGAAGUUCUGUACGAAGCUACGAUGGAAGAAUUUUAGAAAUUAAUUUUGGGAUUACUGUCAAUUAAUUUUAAGAAUAUUAAGAAUACCGAGCAGAAUACGUAUUUAAACAGAGUAUUUAAUAAUAUAGUAGGAUUUUGAUUGGUCUGAU